Messenger RNA from Drosophila subobscura, 1343 nucleotides. RefSeq lists its product as uncharacterized. The record is from RefSeq and is a predicted model, not a curated record. Lineage: Eukaryota; Metazoa; Arthropoda; Insecta; Diptera; Drosophilidae. The coding region runs from base 33 to 1175 and encodes 380 amino acids. The transcript has a single exon.
UUCUUUUUUUUUUUCUUUUGUAAAAUUUAAAAAUGAUUCGUAAUAUGAAGUGCAAGAUGCUCAUGCACCGCGCUCUCGCGUACCGCAUGAACUCCCGCUGCAGCAUGCUCCCCACCAGUCUGCUGUGCCGCAAGAAGCCAGAGUCGCUGGGUGAAGAUAUUACCAUCACUGACAUCAACAUACACGACCUGGCCAAGGGCGAUCUGGAGUUUCGACGCAAUUUUCUGACAUCCCCGAUGUUGCUGCGCCCGGAGGUGGAACUGCCGAAGACCGAGGAAGACGCAACUUCCAAUACCAAGGGGAAGUCAACCCCAAAGACGACUGCUGAUGCUGCUGGGACACAGGCUCCAACAGCCAGCGAUGUUGAUGAUGCAGCUGCCAAUUCCACCGUCAAACUUAGCUCUGAGAUGGAUUUGGAGGGCAAACUAUUAAAUUUGAGGAACGAAAUACUCGUGCACCGUACCACAAUGUCCCGCUGGACCAGCAGUUUGCUGUGCCGCAAGCAGCCCGAUCCAGAAAUCAACAUUCGCGAUCUUGGCAAGGGAGAUUCCACAGCCAGCGAUGGUGAUCUAUUCCCUGCAGAUUCCACUGUCAAGGUUUGUGAUGUGCUGGGUUUUGAGGGCAAUCACCGUGCCACCAUGGAACGCAUGGCCACCAGUCUGAUGUGCCGCACCAAGCUGUGUUUGCAGUACUUCGCUGACGCCAAGGGACAGUUGGAGUUUCGCCGCAACUUUCAGACAUCGGGGAAGUUGCUAGAUUCAACACCCAAUACCAUGGAUAAAUCUUCAGCAAAGAACACUGAAGAUGCCUCUGAAACACAGGCACCCACAGCUAGCGAUGGCAAUGGUGAUGGGGCCAAAAAGAGCUCCGUGCUGGAUUUGGAUGGCAAUCAGAUUACGCCCAUUGAGAUUGAUGGCUGGAAACAGGACGAUGAAUCCGAUCCGACUGUCCAGAACAACACCGAUAUCGACAUUGGCAACGAUGACGAAUACAACGAUGAGAUGUUGCUCAAGGUGCCGGAGAAACGUGAAGGCGAAUUCUCGUACAAGGGCAUUACGAUUAAGCUGCCAGAGUCUGCUUCCCAGGACAUUGGCACCUAUCGCUUUCGCCGCGAUGCCGAGGAUCUGGAGUGCCUCGCCGAUGACAUGCGCAUCGUCAAGUUUGACAAAAAGUAGUGGGAUUUACGCAUAGGUUUCCUGCUACACAACCUUGUUUGGAUCCCACCAGUUGAUUUGUUUAAUAUUUGGCCAGAUAUUACACUGCAUGUACACCGUUGAUGCAAGUCUCACACUCACACAGCAAACAAACACACAUAGAUAAAGAAUCAGUUAAUCAGCGUCAUA